AUAUUUACAAUUGCAACAAUAUAUUUAUAAAAUUUUUGCUUCGAACAAUUUACAUCAUGACGUUAUAUAUUUCACUGCAUUCCACGUAAGAUUGUUUCACAUUUCUUAUUCCUUGAUUUCUAUUACAAUUCUCUUUGAACAUUUUAACACCUCAGAACUUCAGAAAAAAACAUAGGAGAAACGAUGUCUCAAAUAUAUGUGAACGACGACAAUAGGAAUACUGGUUACAAAAAAAUAGAAAAGGGGAAAUAAAAGAAAUGUAUGCAAGAAAGUAUAAAGAAGAAUGAUAAUACCAAAGUUGUAAUUUUCUCGAAAUCAAUAUUUAUCGUGAAGAAUCUCUUUGCAAUGAGUGCAAAGAACAAAAUCGAUCGAUUGCAGUUUACUGUAACUUUCGCGUAUUAUAGUUGAUUAUUAUAAACAGAUGACACCAUGAAAAUUCAAGAUAAAAAAAUAAUAAUGUGAGUAAUACAUGGAACCGAGGUAUAGUCGAAUAAUUCCUCGAAUUUUACAAGAUAGUCGACAUCUGACCAGAAUGAUGGAUGUGUUCGAUAAACAGUAUCGUAUUUUUCGUAUUGUAUUGAAAAUUGUAGGAUUGUGGCCAUACGAUAACUCAUUCUAUGUAUGGAUUCAGAGGUUAUGGUUAAUUAACCUCCUUCUUCUAAAUAUAAUAUUUCAGGUUAUGUCACUUUUAAGAUCUGAAAUUACAUUAGAAAACAGUAUUUUAAUAUUAUCUACAAUCUGCCCAUUUACGUUAUUUCUUUUACGAUAUGUCGGUUUUAUAGUCUUUUUUCCUACAAUCAAAAUUGUAUUCGAUCAUAUACGUACAGAGGAAAGUAUAGUUCGAGAUUCAAUAGAAUCGCAAAUACGAAUGAAAUUGAUCGAUGAUUCAUGUCAUAUAAUCAACAUUUUUUUAUGGAUGACUUACACGACUAUUACAUUUUAUAGUGCAUGCUUAUUUUAUCCUGCAAUAUUAGAUCUUAUAAUACCUUUGAACGAAUCUCAUAUUCCUUACUUUACAACAUUUUCUCACGAUCAAACUAUAUAUCUUGAUAUUCUAUGCUUCGAUGUAACAUUUAUUACUACAUUUGGAUUGUUAUCUAUAACAUGUUCGGAAUCGAUAACCGGAAUUUGUACUUAUUAUAUAUGCAUGCUGUUGAAAAUUCUUAAUUAUCGAAUUCAAAAAAUUGUUACGUAUUUGGCUACGUUUAAGCUCUCAUCCGAACAAAUUGACUCGAAACUCGUAGAGCUGUAUCGCGUAGUGGAUAUUCACAAUCAAGCUAUCGAAUUUAUCAAUUUCACGGUAAGUACUGCAGGGAUGCAUUAUAUAAUAGCUAAUCUGCUAGUCGUGAUCUCAUUGGCUAUAAAUUUGCAUCGACUAGUAAAUACAAUUUUAAUUAAGAAGAACCAAUUAGAAAUGUUAUUCUGUUUCACACUUGUUGCUAUUCACUUGGUGAUUAUAUUCGUCAAUAAUUAUACUGGUCAAAUACUUAUGAACAGUAGUCAAGAAUUGUUCGAUGAAUUAUAUAAUUCGAUGUGGUAUUCCAUGCCACUGAAAGCGCAAAAAAUCUUAUUGAUGAUCAUUUUACAAAGUUCAACGACAUAUGGAUUCAACAUCUUAGAUUUGUUCAUCCCGUGCCACUCAGGAUUUUCAACGGUAAAUUCUUUUUUUAAAUAACAACAUCACAUUUCAAUUCGAUUCAAAAAUUGAUGUAUAAAAAAUUACGGAAAAUUUUAGAUGUUAAGUUCGUCGUUUUCGUACUUCACCCUGAUAUACUCGAUACAAUAAAAACUAUGGCUUCAUAUUAGAAUAUUGUGUUAAUAUCAGAAAUAAACAAUUAUUAUUGAUAUAUGCUUGAU
Apis florea (little honeybee) is the source of this 1857-nucleotide messenger RNA. RefSeq lists its product as uncharacterized. Gene Ontology annotation, cellular component: plasma membrane. NCBI's taxonomy places the organism in Eukaryota, Metazoa, Arthropoda, Insecta, Hymenoptera, Apidae. Gene Ontology annotation, molecular function: olfactory receptor activity; odorant binding. The record is from RefSeq and is a predicted model, not a curated record. Gene Ontology annotation, biological process: detection of chemical stimulus involved in sensory perception of smell; sensory perception of smell.